AUGAAGAAUGUCUCUUCGACGCCCACGGCUCAGACGAAACCUCUCGAAACCAGCGAUGAUCUUUCCAUACUCCGAGACUUGAGAAAACGAAGGGACCAGAGGCCAGCUUCAGAGACAAGCUCGAGGGCCAACCAGUCUGAGUACAGUCCGACGGCGCGGCUACAGCCUCCCAGUAAGAGCAUGCCGUCAGAGCCGAACUCCGUUGGCUACCCAGAGGAGAAGUCUGUUCAAGCCAUUGGACAAGAAACUGAACGCGUGCUCAGGGAACAUGUUGUCACCGGGAGCGGUGCCACCCCAGAAGCCGCACCAUCGACCCCUUACAAGCAGGUGCAGGUUGCGUUUGCGAUAGAUGUCUCCUACAGCACGGAAGGAGGUGUUCUCGAGCAGGAGAAGCAAGCAACACUGAAGCUCGGCGCCCAUUUAGAGGCUCCGGCAAGGGAUCGGGCGCAAAUACUUCCAUGGACUUCGAUUGCACUUCCGCCCGUCGGGCUGUCUGACAUUCAAAGCCUGAGGCCGAUGGGAGGCACCAAUCCCACUGUCCUGAACACCGCCGACCCGCAUCAACGUAUACUCCAACAGUGCUCCCUCUGGUUCCUUCUCACCGACGGCAUGAUUGAACAGCCCACAGUGAGGGAAUUUGCAGUUGGGAUAGGUGAGAAUGGUCUGCACGGAAAGGCCUGCGUGGUGAUCCUCUUUGGGUAUCGACCUUACCGGCCCGUUCAGUGUAAUAUUUCCGUCGGACAAUCCGUCUUCGCGCUUGCUCCGCAUUGCGCGUUUCUCUUCCACGACGUUUCGAACGGAGAAGUCUUCGUCUUCCAAUGCAAAGGAUGCUUCCGCUCUCUCCUCCCCGAGGAGAACAUGGAGGUCAUCUUGACUCCGGAGACCACUUGGGAUCAGCUGCCGCGACUCUCUUAUGAUCGAUUGGCCGAGCUCUCCAUCCCCAAACCACGUCAGAUCGCCUCGAACGCAGUCUUCCUGGCGAGCGGCAGAGUGGUCAACCUGGAAGACAUGUACGGUGAACGCCUUGGGCAAGACGUCUCAGACGAAAUCCUCGGUAACGAUGACAACUUGAAAUCCGUGUUGCUUGCUGCCCAAAGCAGAGGGAAGAGCAGGGAGAUUGAGCACUGGGUCUCCAAGCAAAGGAUGUCGAAAAGGGCGACCGAAUAUCUUGAUCGACCGGACAUUGACGGUGCGGCUUCCAAAUUGAUCUCGAGACUCCUGGAGGCGACCAAGGCAGAUCCUCGCGAUCCAGUCUUGGAGAAGGACCUUAGGAAGCAGUUGAGAGAUGCGCACGACAGAAAUCUGCGUUGGUUCAUGCAAUCGGUCCGCCGUGAGCAAGAGAAGAUCCGUCAACGCAAUACAAUCGUGAGCGAUGCAUUGGAGAGAGUCAAAUUGAACAGAAAGAGUCCAGGUUCUCCAAUCAUGAUGAGCCCUGUCUCACCUCGCCCCGGGCAAUCUGGGCCACGGGAACAGACUUCGCAAGCAUAUGCGGACUGGGGGUCGCAUGCUCAUACAAAAGAUAUUCAUGUCCCUCCCGACCCACCGAGGCUAUCACAUCGUAAACUACAUCUGCCAAUCCGAAAGGGAACAGCCAAUGGCUCGGGGAAGCUCGCAAACUUCUAUCCUGCACAGGGUUCGUAUUCAGAACAUCAAGGCCGGGCCCAAGAUCUCACCUCAAGAUCAAGCUCAAGCCCAAGCAGUCCCGCAUAUCAGUCGUAUAACAGAACGUCACCCUUCUUUACAAACCCGGAUGUGUCGGACUUGCUGUAUAUGAAAGGAUACAAGCUGAACUCGGGCCCGUCAUCUGCACCUCCUUUCCAGGGCCGUUGCAAUCUGUGCGAGGACGACAAUUCACCGUUGGCCCUUCUCCUCAAGGCCAAGCCCGACGACUACGAGACCGAGGGCGGUUUUCCCAACCCAGGCAGCAAUUGCAUGAUCAAAUACCCCUUCGCCAUGGGCAACUUCCCGGAAACAGACAUCAUCUCGUCAUUCCUCUGUUGCGAGAAAUGUGCCUCAUUCGUCUCCCGCAUCGGAACCUCACCACUCGACGAAGCCAUCACAGGUGCCAUCCCGCUUGUGCCACUGUCCAACGAAAUGAACCGGGACAGUGUGCUCAAGGAAGUUGAUGCGACGUUGGUUCAGCGGUUUGAUCUGCAGAUACUCGACCAGAUAUUCCUUUCCAUCCUGUACACCAAGUUAGACAAGGCCACCAGGGGCUCAGAGGUCGUCAGUGAGAUGUUCAUCCGCGCACUGGAGUGGCAGUGUCGAAAUUUCCUCCAGCACAUGACUUUGCCCGCGAGAAUCAGUUGCUGCUCUACUGGCCUCGAAGAAGACGAAGGCGUGUAUGAGCCGUUGACGACAACAUUGUCAUCGAUUCUAUCGAACAUAGAUAUGCCCUGGGAGGAAGGGCCAAAGAGGCUUCUGAGCUACCCAAACGAUGGCUUCGUGACGUUGAUCAAGGCCGCACUUGACUUGGACAUCGUAGGUCCUUCGGACAGUCAUGUCGAGAAGUUGAUCUUCCAGCGACUGCUGUUCUACCUGGCCGAGCAGCACUCGGCGCUACGCGAGAAGAUGGGGCCCGAAUCCGCGAAGGAGGAGCUGUGCAGCAUACUGGCAGGCAAUCAAGGCGGGCUCAUACCCGGUAGAUUCAGUGUGGAGCUCGAAGGUCUCGAAGGCACCUACCUGCUCGAAAGCAGUGCAUAUGACUCGUUCCGGCGGCUGAAAGAGAUGUUUGGCUCGGUGGAGCGGAAAUGCGGCGUCGCAAUCAGACUGUUUUUACAACUCAUGGCCAACGUGGAUUGGGAUGGAGCGUCCGACGAAGAUUUCUUCGACAUGACACGAGCGAGGUAUUGGAGUUCGAUGCUGUUCACGGCCCCUUGGGAUCUCAAGGAGGAAGAUUGCCACGAAAUCUUGAAGAAAGCAUGA
Messenger RNA from Exophiala oligosperma, 2925 nucleotides. RefSeq lists its product as uncharacterized. The record is from RefSeq and is a predicted model, not a curated record. The coding region runs from base 1 to 2925 and encodes 974 amino acids. NCBI's taxonomy places the organism in Eukaryota, Fungi, Ascomycota, Eurotiomycetes, Chaetothyriales, Herpotrichiellaceae. The transcript is spliced from 2 exons.